UCUUGGCCUGAGGCCAUGGCCCCGCGGCAGCAGUUGGAGAAAGCGGCCUGGCGCUGGGUGAUGACAGUGAAACCGGAGGAGGUGUCGCAGGAGCAUGUGGAGAUCGCAUACCGCAUCUGGUUGAAGCCCUGCAGCCGCAGCUUGUGUAGACGCAACUGCCGAGGAAAUCCGAAUUGCCUGAUCGGGAUCGGUGAGCAGAUUUGGCUGGGAGAAAGAGAUGACACUAGUUUUCCUAACAUCGAUGAUCCUGACAGUGAACGGCGAAAAGAUAACACUUUUGUGGGCCUAACUAACCUUGGGGCUACUUGUUACGUUAACACUUUGCUUCAGGUGUGGUUUCUCAACCUAGAGUUUCGCCAGGCGCUGUACUUAUGUCCAAGCAGCUAUAACGAUUAUAUGAGGGGAGAUGGCAUCCAAGAAAAGAAAGAUUAUGAGCCUCAAACAAUUUGUGAGCACCUCCAGUAUUUGUUUGCUCUGUUGCAGAACAGUAAUAGACGGUGCAUUGAUCCAUCAGCGUUUGUUAAAGCCUUGGGCUUGGACAUAGGACAACAGCAGGAUGCUCAAGAAUUUUCAAAGCUCCUUUUGUCUCUUUUGGAAGAAACUUUGUCUAAACAAAAAAAUCUAGAUGUGCAGAACAUUGUCCAACAGCAGUUCUGUGGCGAGUAUGCUUAUGUGACUAUUUGCAGUGGGUGUGGCAGAGAAUCUAAACUCUCAUCAAAGUUUUAUGAGCUGGAGUUAAACAUCCAAGGCCACACCCAGUUAACUGAUUCUAUCUCAGAAUUUUUGAAGGAAGAAAAAUUAGAGGGAGACAAUCAAUACUUUUGUGAAAACUGUCAAAGCAAACAGAAUGCAACAAGGAAGAUUCGACUCCUUAGCCUUCCUUGCACUCUGAAUUUACAGCUGAUGUGCUUUGUCUUUGACAGGCAAACUGGACAUAAGAAAAAACUGAAUACUUAUAUUAGUUUCUCAGAACUUUUGGAUAUGGAACCUUAUGUUGAAGAUAAAGUUGGGCCCUAUGUGUAUGAACUCAGUGCAGUCCUCAUACACAAAGGAGUGAGUGCUUAUUCUGGUCAUUAUGUUGCCCAGGUGAAAGAUCCAGAGUCUGGUGAAUGGUUUAGUUUUAAUGAUGACAACAUAGAAAAGAUGGACAAGAAGAAAUUAGAACUAGGGAUUGACGACGAUGAACCAGAGACCUCUAAGUCCAUGCCACGCAAACCAAAGUGUGCCAAAGGAACCCACUGCUCUCGAAAUGCAUACAUGCUAGUUUAUAAGCGCCAAACCCAAGAAAAGCCCAGUAUACCUGUUCAGAUGCCGGCUUUUCUUCAAGAGCUGGUAGACAGAGAUAAUUCCAAAUUUGAGGAAUGGUGCUUUGAAAUGACCGAGAUGCGUAAGCAAAAUGUUGAUAAAGGAAAAGCAAAGCAUGAGGAGGUUAAGGAGUUGUACCAAAGAUUACCUGCUGGAUCGGACCAUUAUGAAUUUAUCUCUCUGGAGUGGCUGCAGAAUUGGUUGGAUGAGUCGAUACCUACGGAGCCAAUUGACAACCGCCCUUUCCUGUGCUCACACGACAAGCUCCAUCCUGAUAAAGUAUCGAUCAUGAAGAGAAUAUCUGAAUACGCAGCUGACAUUUUCUACAGCAGAUACGGAGGAGGACCACGACUAACCACAAAAGCCCUGUGUAAAGAAUGUGUAGUAGAACGUUGCCGUGUGAUGCGUCUGAAGAACCAACUAAAUGAAGACUAUAAAACUGUUAAUAAUCUGCUAAGAGCACCAGUCAAGGGCAAUGAAGGCUUUUGGGUUGGGAAAGCAUCCUUGCGGAAUUGGCGCCAACAAGUUCUUGAACAACUACAGGAGGAAGAUAGUGAUGCAGGCCAAAGCAGUGAAACAAUGACCAGUGACACCUUGAGUAAAGAUGAAUCAGAGGAAGAAACAAAAAUACUAAAAUUUAACGAAGAUAUUCUGUGUUCACACGGAGAGUUAUGUGUAUCUGAAAGUGAAAGAAGGCUGGUUUCAAAAAAGACUUGGAAGAAGCUGCAGCAGUACUUUCCAAAGGCUCCCAAAUUUCCAUAUUACAAAGAAUGCUGUUCCGAUUGCAAGAUUUUAGAAAGAGAAGGGGAAGAAAAUGAAACCUUGUAUAAGAUGAUGGCAAAUGAGCAGAAGAUGUCUCUUUCAGAUUUGCUCCAGGACAAAAACAGACCAUGUCUUACUAAGUGGCCAGAGGACACAGAUGUCAUCUACAUUGUGCCACAGUUCUUUGUAGAAGAAUGGAGGAAAUUUGUUAAAAGACCUUUGAAGUAUAGUCCUAUAUCAUCAGUUGAAAACAGUGUUCUCCUGUGUCCUCAUGGGGGACUUAUGUAUACAUAUGCAUCCAUGGCCAGAGAAGAUUCCAAAAUUAUAGUUCCCAUAUGGCCUGAUGAAUGGGAAACGAUACAAAAGCUCUUCUUCGUGGACCAGGUAAUUAGAAUCCUGAGAACACAAAUUGGAGAUGGAGAAGUACAGUAUAUUUCUGACCCCGACCUGUGUCUGGAAUGCAGAGAAAGCUACUUAUGCCAACAGCAGCGUGACCUGUGUGCAUACACUAGAGCCACCAUCUAUGUUCAUAAAAUUGAUGAUAAUAUAAAUUUGACAGAUUCUACUACUCUAACAGUGAAAGGAAGUAGUUCUAAAACAGAAGAGAAUAAGGAAGAAGAUAAAAUGGAUCCAGAUUAUAACCAAAACACUGAUGGCACAAAGCGGCAAAAGUUAACCCAUCUAGACGAAUCAGUCCUUCAGAAGAAAGGUAUUCGACGAAGUACAAGACAAAGAAGAACUGCCAGUGAGAAGGCAUUUCUGGUUUCUGCUAACCAGACAUUAAAGGAAUUGAAAAUUCAGAUUAUGAAUGCAUUUUCAGUCGCUCCUUUUGACCAGCAUCUAUUCCUUAAUGGAAAAACCUUAAGUGAUGAUUCUGCCACCCUUGGUGCCCUUGGUGUCGUUCCUGAGUGUCUUAUUUUGUUGAAGGCUGAUGAAUCCAUCGAAGACUAUGAUGAAUUGGAUGACAUCAUGCAACUGUGUAAACCAGAAGAAGGGUUUAAAGGUACCGGCCUACUUGGACAUUAAUUUUUUGAACUCUUGAUGACUGCUAAUAAAUGGACACAAGGAAGAGAAAUGUGAUGUGUUGGGACAUAAAAAAAGUGGAUUGAAGAACUAAACCAUUUCUUUUUCAAAAGCUAGAAAACCCAAAGUGACUGUCCCAAAUCCCUUGUAUCAAAUAAAGUAGUUUGCCAAGGAUAUCAGACUUGAAAAAAUAUAGAGAGAUAGAUAGAUGAUACCAUCCUAUCUGUAUAAUACCAAAAUAGUUGCUUUGAGAAAAUUUUCAGAAUUUAUUGCUAAACAAAACAGGUUAUGCUUGUGUUUAUGGUAUUAGCCCAUAUCUGUUGUACACAGUAUGCCUGAAGAUCCAUCAAAAAAUAAGAUAGAAAAC
This is a messenger RNA of Erinaceus europaeus (western European hedgehog), 3457 nucleotides long. RefSeq names its product ubiquitin carboxyl-terminal hydrolase 48-like. The transcript has a single exon. The record is from RefSeq and is a predicted model, not a curated record. Gene Ontology annotation, biological process: protein deubiquitination. Gene Ontology annotation, molecular function: cysteine-type deubiquitinase activity; cysteine-type endopeptidase activity; protein binding. Bases 16 to 3093 code for a protein of 1025 amino acids. Lineage: Eukaryota; Metazoa; Chordata; Mammalia; Eulipotyphla; Erinaceidae. Gene Ontology annotation, cellular component: nucleus; cytosol.